UUUGCAUUAGCAAGAAUUUAUUUUUUCUUUUCAACGAGCUAAUUUCAAUUUCUAUGACAAAGUUCAUUCUAAACGCACCCAAGUUUGGUCAAUUUACAAAAUGAGUAUUCACCAUACUCUGAUGUGUACAUACGAUACAUUGUCCUGAAAAACAUAUCAGCCUACUGAGGACAUUUGUAUACAAUUGAAUUCAAUAUUUUAUUAUUUUCUUAGUUGAUUGCCCUAUCAUUAAAGAAUAAUAAUUAAAAAUCUACGGGUGCAGGUGUUAAAUCUGUGAGAGAUAAGUAAUUUUUGUACUUUGGACAUUUACAAAUUUAUGGUCAAAAAACAAACAGAAAAUCAACCUCAUAAAUAAUUAAUUUUGAUUACAAUUAUUGAUAAUAAUUCAGUCAUACACGAUCAAAAAAUAAAUAUGCCGAAAGUACGUAGAAGUAAGAAAUCACCACCAGAAGGAUGGGAACUAAUUGAACCAACUUUAGAAGAAUUAGAGUCAAAAAUGCGCGAAGCUGAAACUGAACCUCACGAAGGAAAAAGGAAACAAGAAUCAUUGUGGCCAAUUUUCAAAAUACACCAUCAAAAAUCAAGAUACAUUUAUGAUCUUUAUUAUCGGAGAAAAGCAAUUAGCAAAGAACUAUACGACUAUUGUUUGAAUGAAAAUAUUGCUGAUAAGAACCUUAUCGCUAAAUGGAAGAAAGUUGGCUAUGAGAACUUGUGUUGUUUACGAUGCAUUCAAACAAGGGAUACUAACUUUGGUACGAAUUGUAUUUGCCGAGUACCAAAAGGUAAAUUAGAGGAAGGUAGGAUAGUAGAAUGCAUACAUUGUGGUUGCCGUGGUUGUUCAGGUUAAUUUUUUUUAAAAAGAUUUUUAUUUGAAUGUAAA
This is a messenger RNA of Cotesia glomerata, 880 nucleotides long. It is a transcript of the gene l(1)10Bb, whose product is annotated as protein BUD31 homolog. The record is from RefSeq and is a predicted model, not a curated record. Gene Ontology annotation, cellular component: spliceosomal complex; nucleus. NCBI's taxonomy places the organism in Eukaryota, Metazoa, Arthropoda, Insecta, Hymenoptera, Braconidae. Gene Ontology annotation, biological process: mRNA splicing, via spliceosome. The coding region runs from base 413 to 847 and encodes 144 amino acids. The transcript is spliced from 3 exons.